AUGGGCAACGCGGGGAGCGUGGACUCGCAGCAGACGGAGUUCAGGGCGCACAGCGUGCCCCUCAAGCUGCCCAUGCCCGAGCCCGGUGAGCUGGAGGAGCGCUUCGCCGUCGUCCUGAAUGCCAUGAACCUGCCUCCCGACAAAGCCCGGCUCCUGCGGCAGUACGACAACGAGAAGAAGUGGGAGCUCAUCUGUGACCAGGAAAGAUUUCAAGUGAAGAAUCCUCCUCACACCUACAUCCAGAAGUUGAAAGGCUAUCUGGACCCAGCUGUAACCAGGAAGAAAUUCAGGAGGAGAGUCCAAGAGUCUACUCAAGUACUCCGAGAACUGGAAAUUUCUUUAAGAACAAAUCACAUUGGAUGGGUCAGGGAGUUCCUGAAUGAAGAAAACAAAGGCCUGGAUGUUCUGGUGGAGUACUUGUCGUUUGCACAGUAUGCAGUCACGUUUGACUUUGAAAGCUUGGAGAACAACGUGGAAAACUCCAUGGAGAAGUCCAAACCUUGGAGCCGCUCCAUCGAGGACCUGCACAGGGGCAGCAACCUGCCCUCCCCGGUUGGCAACAGCAUUUCCCGCGCCGGCAGGCACUCGACCUUGCGGUACAACACCUUGCCCAGCCGGAGAACGCUCAAAAACUCCAGAUUAGUGAGUAAAAAAGAUGAUGUCCACGUCUGCAUCAUGUGUUUACGGGCCAUAAUGAACUACCAGUAUGGGUUCAAUAUGGUCAUGUCCCAUCCACACGCCGUGAAUGAGAUCGCCCUGAGCCUGAACAACAAGAACCCCAGGACAAAGGCCCUUGUCUUAGAGCUUUUAGCAGCUGUUUGCCUCGUCAGAGGAGGACACGAAAUCAUUUUAUCUGCCUUUGAUAACUUCAAGGAGGUGUGUGGGGAGAAGCAGCGCUUUGAGAAGCUGAUGGAGCACUUCAGAAACGAAGACAACAACAUAGACUUCAUGGUGGCCUGCAUGCAGUUCAUCAACAUCGUGGUCCACUCAGUGGAGGACAUGAACUUCAGAGUCCACCUCCAGUAUGAAUUCACAAAGCUUGGCCUGGAUGAGUACUUGGACAAACUGAAGCACACAGAGAGUGACAAACUGCAGGUGCAAAUCCAGGCUUACCUGGACAACGUCUUUGACGUGGGAGCUUUGCUGGAGGAUGCUGAAACCAAGAAUGCAGCCCUGGAAAGAGUUGAAGAACUGGAAGAAAACAUUUCCCAUUUAUCUGAAAAACUCCAAGACACUGAGAAUGAAGCCAUGGCCAAGAUUGUGGAACUGGAGAAGCAGCUGAUGCAAAGGAACAAAGAACUGGAUGUGAUUCGGGAAAUCUACAAAGAUGCAAACACCCAGGUCCACACCUUGAGAAAAAUGGUGAAAGAAAAAGAGGAGGCCAUCCAGCGGCAGUCAACGCUGGAGAAGAAGAUCCAUGAGCUGGAGAAGCAAGGAACCAUUAAGAUCCAGAAGAAAGGGGAUGGUGACAUCUCCAUCCUGCCUGUCGCUCUGGCCUCUGGGAUGGUGCCAGCAGGGGCAGAGGUUGUGGCUGGCACGUGUGUGGCACCGGUCGCCGGAGCUGCCUCCUCAGUACCUUUGCCACCACCUCCCCCACCCCUACCCACCUUAGCAACAGCAGCUGAGGCAGUGCACAACGGUCCUGUGUCGGUGCCGAUGCCACCUCCGCCGCCUCCACCACCACCUCCACCACCACCACCACCUCCUCCUCUCCCAGGCCCAUCUUUGGAGAUGGCUCCUGCAGCUCCACUGCCCCCACCACCCCCACCAUCAGCACCCCCCCUGCCUGGGACAGCCUCUCCCACCGUGGUCUUCAACUCAGGACUUGCAGCUGUGAAGAUCAAGAAGCCAAUCAAGACCAAGUUCCGCAUGCCGGUGUUCAACUGGGUUGCCCUCAAGCCCAACCAGAUCAACGGGACAGUCUUCAACGAGAUAGAUGAUGAAAGGAUCCUGGAGGAUUUAAACGUGGAUGAAUUUGAAGAGAUAUUCAAAACAAAAGCCCAAGGUCCAGCCAUUGACCUGACUUCAAGCAAGCAGAAGAUAACUCAGAAAGGGUCAAACAAAGUCACCUUGCUGGAUGCCAACAGGGCCAAAAACUUGGCCAUAACUCUGAGGAAAGCUGGGAAGACAGCAGAUGAGAUCUGCAAAGCCAUCCACGUGUUUGACCUGAAGACGUUGCCAGUGGACUUUGUUGAGUGCCUGAUGAGGUUCCUGCCCACUGAGAACGAGGUGAAGGUGCUGCGGCUGUACGAGCGCGAGAGGAAGCCCAUCGAGAACCUGUCCGACGAGGACCGCUUCAUGAUGCAGUUCAGCAAGAUUGAGAGGCUGAUGCAGAAGAUGACCAUCAUGGCCUUCAUAGGCAACUUUGCAGAGAGCAUCCAGAUGCUGACCCCACAACUUCACGCAAUAAUAGCUGCAUCUGUCUCAAUAAAGUCAUCCCAAAAGCUUAAGAAGAUCCUGGAGAUCAUCUUGGCUCUUGGGAACUACAUGAACAGCAGUAAGAGAGGAGCUGUGUAUGGAUUUAAGCUACAGAGUUUAGACCUGCUGCUGGAGACGAAGUCAACAGACCGCAAGCAGACCCUGCUGCACUACAUCUCCAACGUGGUGAAGGAGAAGUACCAGCACGUGUCCCUCUUCUACAAUGAGCUUCACUACGUGGAGAAGGCUGCUGCAGUGUCUCUUGAAAAUGUCCUCUUGGAUGUGAAGGAGCUGCAGAGGGGCCUGGAUCUGACGAAGCGUGAGUACACCAUGCAUGACCACAACACCAUGCUGAAGGAGUUCAUUCAGAACAAUGAGGGGAAGCUAAAGAAACUGCAGGAUGAUGCCAAAAUUGCCCAGGAUGCCUUCGAUGAUGCUGUCAAGUACUUUGGGGAGAACCCCAAGACCACCCCCCCUUCGGUCUUCUUCCCAGUGUUUGUCCGGUUUGUGAAGGCCUACAAGCAAGCAGAAGAGGAGAAUGAGUUGAGGAAAAAGCAGGAACAAGCCUUAAUGGAAAAACUUAUGGAGCAGGAAGCCUUGAUGGAGCAACAGGACCAAAAGUCUCCCUCCCACAAAACAAAGAGGCAGCAGCAGGAGCUGAUCGCGGAGCUGCGCCGGCGGCAGGUGAAGGACAACAGGCACGUGUACGAGGGGAAGGACGGGGCCAUUGAGGACAUCAUCACAGAUCUUCGGAACCAGCCAUACCGCCGAGCCGACGCGGUGAGGAGGAGCGUCCGGCGCCGCUUCGACGACCAGAACCUGCGCUCCGCCAGCGGGGCCGAGCUCACCAUGUGA
Molecule: messenger RNA, 3273 nt
Organism: Indicator indicator
Lineage: Eukaryota; Metazoa; Chordata; Aves; Piciformes; Indicatoridae
Gene: FMNL2
Product: formin like 2
Exons: 26
Coding region: 1-3273 (1090 amino acids)
Biological process (GO): cell migration; cortical actin cytoskeleton organization; regulation of cell shape
Cellular component (GO): cytosol
Molecular function (GO): small GTPase binding; actin filament binding
Source: RefSeq, a predicted model, not a curated record